GCUGCUUGUGCCUGGGCGCCAUGAAGGGCAAGGAGGAGAAGGAGAAGGAGGGCGGCGGCGUCGCGGGGCUGCCGGGGAGCGGAGGCGGGCCGGGCCUGGGCCUGGGUCCCGGCGGCGGCGGCGGCGGCGGAGGAGGCCUGGCGGGCGGCAGCCCGGAGAAGAGCCGCAGCGCCCAGGAGUACAAGGAGCAGGGCAACCGCCUCUUCGUCGGCCGCAAGUACCCCGAGGCCGCCGCCUGCUACGGGAGGGCCAUCAACCGGAACCCAUUAGUGGCCGUUUACUACACGAACCGUGCCUUAUGCUACCUGAAGAUGCAUCAACACGACAAAGCCCUGGCCGACUGCAAGCACGCCCUGGAGCUGGACAGCCAGUCGGUGAAGGCCCACUUCUUCCUGGGGCAGUGCCAGAUGGAGAUGGAGAACUACGACGAGGCCAUCGCGAACCUGCAGAGAGCCUAUAACUUAGCCAAGGAGCAACGCUUGAACUUUGGGGACGACAUUCCCAGCGCUCUGCGGAUCGCCAAGAAGAAGCGCUGGAACAAUAUCGAGGAGAAGCGGAUCAACCAGGAAGACGAGCUGCAUUCCUAUCUAACCAAACUCAUCGUGGCGGAGAAGGAGAGGGAGUUAGAAGAAUGUCGGCGGGCGCAGAAAGAGGAGAAUGUGGAUGAAAACCGGAGCCGGGCACAGCUGGCGAACAUCGAAACCAAACACGAAAAGUACCUGGCAGACAUGGAUGAGCUCUUCUCUCAAGUGGACGCGAAACGAAAGAAACGAGACAUCCCUGAUUAUCUGUGCGGGAAGAUCAGCUUUGAACUGAUGCGAGAGCCUUGCAUCACACCUAGCGGGAUCACCUACGACAGGAAAGACAUAGAAGAGCACCUCCAGCGCGUCGGCCACUUUGACCCCGUGACCCGAAGCCCUUUGACCCAAGACCAGCUGAUCCCAAACCUGGCCAUGAAGGAGGUGAUAGACGCGUUCAUAUCGGAAAACGGCUGGGUCGAAGAGUACUGACGAAGCGAGGGGGGAGAGGCCGGGCCCGCCUGCCCCCUCUCAGUGGCCCGAGCCGCGGCAGCCAAGGCACAUCAAGGACUGCGCUUCGAGCUAGUUGGGCCGGCAAAAAAAUGCCUUACUCACUUGUCUGUUUGGCUGUCUGCUCGCUCUCUCUCUCUCUCUCCUUCCUUUUCCCGCUCUCGAUUACCGGAGAGCAGCGUUGGCUUUGCUAGAUUAGGGCAUCGGCUCCCCCCUGGGAACGAGGAUCACAGAAUGGUUCGUCCCGUCGAUCUCCUUCUGAGCAUCUUUCCGACAGGGUGAGUAGAAGCCAGGCCCCCCCCAGCUCAGCUUUCAGAAAGGUGAGGAAAGCCAGAGGGAAAUGUGCCCUUCCCCUAGAGGGGGUCUGUCCAGCCGCCAUUUUCCAAGGGCCCCGAAGCCCAGAACUCCUUCAGAAGUUGGGUCUGCACCUCGGGAGGAUGCUCAGGCUGGGCUUUCUUCCGAACGCCUCCUUUCCUCCUCCCGCCCCUCCCUCACAUCGCCAAGCUGCUGCCGAAGACCCGUCUUCUGCAAAUGAAAAACUCUCCCAAACGGGCCGUGCGCUUUUUCUUGUCCCCCCCCUUCCGUCCCUGCUUGCUUUGAGCUGUCAUUUCUCGCCCCCUCGCCUCCCCUGUAAAAAGUUUUUUUUGCAUUUUCCACGUUACUUUUCCUGUUUGUCCAGGAUAGCCGUUGUAAUCUUUGUAAAUAAAUAGUCUCUUGUUUCAGG
Molecule: messenger RNA, 1752 nt
Organism: Heteronotia binoei (common prickly gecko)
Lineage: Eukaryota; Metazoa; Chordata; Lepidosauria; Squamata; Gekkonidae
Gene: STUB1
Product: STIP1 homology and U-box containing protein 1
Exons: 7
Coding region: 21-1010 (329 amino acids)
Biological process (GO): cellular response to misfolded protein; protein quality control for misfolded or incompletely synthesized proteins; proteasome-mediated ubiquitin-dependent protein catabolic process
Cellular component (GO): Z disc; cytoplasm
Molecular function (GO): ubiquitin protein ligase activity; protein-folding chaperone binding
Source: RefSeq, a predicted model, not a curated record